Theileria equi strain WA is the source of this 1650-nucleotide messenger RNA. RefSeq lists its product as hypothetical. The coding region runs from base 1 to 1650 and encodes 549 amino acids. The transcript has 4 exons. Gene Ontology annotation, cellular component: eukaryotic translation initiation factor 3 complex; cytoplasm. NCBI's taxonomy places the organism in Eukaryota, Apicomplexa, Aconoidasida, Piroplasmida, Theileriidae. Gene Ontology annotation, biological process: translational initiation. Gene Ontology annotation, molecular function: translation initiation factor activity. The record is from RefSeq and is a predicted model, not a curated record.
AUGGAUGCUGUAGACGCUGUUCGUCAGCCAAUAACAUCAGAGCAACCUCAGCGUCCGGUGACGCAAUUGAUUCCCAUAGAGCCUGAGGUCGUCGAUUUCUUAAUUCGUCUACACGACAACUUGUAUCGCAAGAAUGCGGAUGCAAUCAAGAAUUUAUACGAACAAGAUUUGAAUACUAUAACGGAAAGAUUCUUUAAGAGUUCCAGAUGGCCAUCCAUAUCAGAUGUGGCAGGGUUUUAUAGCCAAUCUGGUCGCUUCCACAGCCUUAUAAUGGCAUUAUAUUCUGAAAUUUAUUAUAGGCACGCCUUUUAUUUGGGUGAAGCAAGUUUUGAGGAUAGGGUAGACUCUUGGAACAAAUAUGUUCGUCUUUUGAGUUAUUUUAUAGAGGAAUGCGAUAAUCCGGAUGGAAGUGAAGGAUUAGAUAGUCUUACAAUACCGGCAUCAUGGGUUUGGGACAUGCUGGAUGAAUUUGUAUAUCAAUUGCAAGAAAGCUGUCGUUGGAGAAGUCGCUUAUUUUCCUCAAAGGGAUCAGCUAGUGUAGAAUCCGAUGAGGGUAGCAGCUCACUUCAAACAAAAAUGGAGGAAGCUGAAAAUAUAUGGUCUGUUCCUGUGGCCCUUGAAUUGUUACACAAGCUCGCAAAUAAUCCCGUUUUUAAGGCUGCUUGCCAAUCUACCAAGGAGGUAUCUGUCGAUUCCACAACUCUAAACUAUCAGUUGGGAUAUUUUGCUUCGAUUUCUCUUUUGAGGUUACAUGUGUUGCUGGGUGACUACUACACAUCACUGAUUAUGGCAUCUAAUGUCGAUUUAUCACCAAAGAGCUUAUACUGGAAGAUUCCAGCAUGCCAUGUUACACUUGUCUACUAUUUGGGUUUUUCAUUUAUGAUGUUGAGGCGCUAUAAUGAUGCAAUUAGAAUAUUGUCUCAGUUACUGAUUUUCUUAACAAAACAGAGAAGUUAUUUAGUUUCUCAGAGUUAUCAACAAGGAUAUAUGAGCAAACAAACUGAGAAGAUGUAUUUGAUUAUCAUAUUAUGUCAUGUUACAACCAAGAUAAAACUUGACGAAACAAUUUUACAGACAAUUAAAGAACAAUAUGCCAACAAAUUUUAUCAGCUACAAGUAGAUAAUGAAGAGGCCUUUAGAGAUGUAUUUCUGAAAGCAUGUCCAAAAUUUAUAGAUCCAUCCAUAACCAUGCACAAAGCAAGUGAUGGUACCACAUCGUCUAUAAAUGAACCGAUACAGCGCCAGGUUCAAAUAUUUUUGGAGGAAAUUAAUAAGCUACGCAAGGUUGAUGAGAUUUAUUCGUAUGCCAAGCUGUAUCAUAAUAUAAGUUUGACGAAAUUGGCAUCCCUAAUGAAUAUUGGUGAUGAUAAAGAGGUUCUAAGGUCUUAUAUCCUCUGCGUCAAACACUUGGUGCGACAGUUUGUUUCCAAUUCUUACUCUUUUUAUCAUGCUGAUGCUUUGCAAUCGUUUGGUGAUAGAGACGAUCUUUACAUUGACCAGAAUGUGUUACACAUAAAGAGCAAGCAACAUCAAAAGAUAUAUGCGGAAUAUUUCCUUCAACAGAUUAAUAAGUGCAGACAGACAUUACACAACUUACAGAGUAAGAAGGAUGAACAGCGAAACAAAAAGGAGGCUACGAAUGAUAGCUAA